AUGGCCGCGGUCACACAUCUAUCUAAUUUGUGCUUCUCAAAUGGCUCAACGAAGACGACAGCGCGUAGCAACCAACCACCGGUGGCUUCUUUGUCACUCAUGGUCCGUCCGAUUCGCCGGAAAGCGUUCCCAGGCUGUCGGAUUCUCGGGAAAAGGAAGCCCUUACCUUGCCGUCCGAUGAGCACUGGCCAGACGGCGCAAACUCCACCCUCAUCUUCCCCAACAUCAUAUCCUUGGCUGAUGCUCCCCCCCGUCUUGGAAUCUGAUUCCACCACCGCGGCUUACAAAUUCUACAUCCUGGCCGAGAACAGGGUCAUAACCCUAACCUGCGAAGAAGCGGCUCGAGAAGUAACCGCCAGCGGCGAUGUUAUGUGCAUCAGGGGCUCCUCCCACGGCUGGAUCGCCCUGUGGAACCCCCGCACCCACGAUCUGUUCCUCUACAACCCCAUCUCGCGCCGCCACAUAAACCUCCCCCCAUUUCACGACCUCUCCAAUUACAAUUACGACCCUGUUUACGACCCUUUUCGCGUGGUGAAGAUCCUUCUCUCCUCCUCCCCGGACGAUGAUGCCUGCCGGGCCGUGAUUAUCUACAAUCGGGAGGGGAUGAUGGCCUUCUGCCGGCCGGGCCGGCACAACAACAAGUGGGUUCCGAUGGUUGACGUCAGGAGCUGGUGGAGCCCGGACAACGGGACAACUCCGUAUAGCAGCUACAGGGACUGCAUCUACUCCCCGGAGCACGGGCUCUUCUUCGCCCUCACACAGUGCAAUUGCUUGGAGUCUUGGGACCUGAAAGACCCUUGUUCCCCUACCUCGACUAGGAUUGCUGAUUAUUUGAGUUUACGAGGGUAUGACCCGGAGAGUGGCUAUCUGGUGAGGUGCUCGUCGCUCGGGAAUUGGGCUCUUUUCGUGGGGGCCCACAGCCACGCGGUUGCGUUGCCUGCGCCCGAGCUGGGAUGGCUCAGGCCCAACUCCAUUUACUUCACGGAUAUGCAUGGAUUCGAGGUGUUUGAGGAUGAUCAACUGAUCAACGGCUGCGACAUUGGCAUUUUAGAUUACGAGAAGAAGACAGUGUCACCAUGCUAUUAUCCAAUCGAUGUCCGGAGACUCAAGAAGAUUUUCCCGCCGCCUAUCUGGUUCUUCCCCAGCCUCUAA
Striga hermonthica is the source of this 1152-nucleotide messenger RNA. Lineage: Eukaryota; Viridiplantae; Streptophyta; Magnoliopsida; Lamiales; Orobanchaceae. The record is from the annotation of a GenBank genome assembly.